GGUUUCACAGGAAAUGCGCCUCUGUUGUUUGGUAGUAACGGACUACUCGAUAUUUGGAUUACGUAAUUAGAUUACAAAAAUCUAGAGUCUGCAUCUGGAAUAGGAUAUAUUCUAUUUAUUUAUUUAUUACACGGUUAAAUAGUACUAAGCGAACGCAAUUUACUGUGUUUGUUCCUACGUUUUUAAAGCGCUUUCCAGACCGGAGCCUCGUGUGAAGAUGGAGAGAUCUCGUACAGCUUUUGACCACUGGAUGCACAAACACUACUUCACGUACAGGGAUACAAGAGGAAGAAACAUUACUGUUCAGUGCAAUCUCUGCCUCCCGAAGAUCAACAUCUUGUCCACCGCAAGGGACUCCACGUCUAACCUGAAGAAGCAUUUAGAGUGUCACUCACCUCACCUGAUGCGCAAACACCAGCACAUCGAAAUGUCGGAGCCUGAGCCUCUUUUUCUCCCACCCAAGCGGCUGAAAUCCGCAGUCUGGGAGUAUUUUGGGUAUUAUAAAGACCCAGGAGGCACCAUCAUUGCUGAUGGUCGUCCAGUUUGUAGAAUGUGUCGGAAAAAAGUGUCGGCACGUUCGGGCAACACUUCAAACAUGCAGCACCAUCUUCGUGACCACCACCCCAUGGAAUUUGCAAAGCUCAAUAGAAAACAUGCAGUGCCGUGUAGGAAAAGAUUAAGGGAAGCAGCAGGCAUCGAUGGAUCAAGCUCUUAUGCACCAAACAUUUUGGAAAAUCAAACGGAAGAAUCAUCAGAAGCAAAAGAUGAUAAGAACGAUUCCACCAUUUAUUAUCAAACAUCACAAUCCAGGCUAAACGCCUUGGUAUUUAAUUUUAUCGUGGAGGAUGUGCAACCCAUCUCAAUUCUAGAGCAACCUGGCUUUAGGAAGUUGAUCGAAGCCCUAAGCAGAGGCAAACGAGUCAUGAGUCCGAAUGCAUUUGUCACUAGGCUUGAAAUGGCAUAUGAUAAAAUGAAAACGGAGCUCAAAGCGAAACUCAACAAAGUACAGACAUUAUGCACAACCGCUGAUAUAUGGUCAGUUCAGGACAGAAGUUAUUUCGGAAUGACUUGCCACUGGCUUGAAGACAAUCUGGAAAGGAGGUCUGCUGCUCUUGCCUGCACAAGAAUCCCUAGCAGCUACACUUGUGAAACCAUUAUUGCUAAAAUUCAAGAAACUCAUUCUUCAUUUAACAUCGAGAGCAAAGUUCAGGCAACUGUCACUGAUAAUGGUAACAAUUUCGUCAAAGCCUUUAAAGAGUUUUCUUCUGAUGACGAGCAAGAAGUGGAGCAAAGUCAGUUUGAGGAUUUGGGCAGUAUUCUUUGUGACGGAGAUAUAGGUGGAGACUUCUUUCUGAGUUAUUUCUUACCACCACACCAGCGGUGUGCAGGUCAAACAUUGACCACGAUUGCAUCGAAGGAUCUAGCGGAGGCCGUCUCAAAGGGACCGGCUGGCAAAGUGCGCAGUAGCGCAGCUGGAAAGUGUGCAAAGAUAUGGCACAAGGCCCAGUCCUCCAUGGAAACCACAGUUGCAAUGGAAUCCAUUGCAAACAUGAAAUUCACACUUCCUUCCCUGAAUCAGUGGAGCUCGGAAUACUACGCCAUUAACAAGCUGAUGACACUUAAUGAUUCACAACUCAAUGAAUUGACCGAACUUUUGGGUGUCCCUCAUUUUACACCUGAUGAAACAUCGUAUCUCACAGAAUAUACAGAUGUCUUCAAACCAGUGGCUUUUGCUCUUGAUCUUCUGCAGGGUGAAGAAAAGUGUUUUCUCGGCAUUGUGAUACCAACAUUGUUGACCCUUAAAAGGAAGCUCGAGGAGAAGGCAGCAAACACUCACCUCUUCUCCAAGGCCAUUGAAGAAACCGUAAAGGCAAUUGACACUCGCUUCAAGCAGGUGUUUGAGAGUUCUGAUGCCAGGUUGGCGACAGUCACCACCCCACAGUUCAGAUUGUGGUGGUUACCAGAAGAGGAGAGAGAAGUGCUACGGGCACAGUUAAUUACUGAAGUUCUACAGGUAGACCAAGGGACUGAAGAACCAGAGACUAAUGGAGGCGCCGUUCAUGAGGAUGAAUUCUUCUCGUAUGGACCUGGAAGUCCUGGCUACAAAUGUGGAAAGAGAGAGGCAGCAGAAGAGGUGUGGCUGUAUCUGCAGGGCACAAACAAAGAUCUAAAAUGCCUCAAUGAAUUUCCAGGGGUGAAAAAAGUGUUUAUCAAGUUCAAUACAACUUUGCCAUCAAGUGCCCCUGUACAACAACUUUUCAGCAGUGGGGGCAAUAAUGUCAACCCAAAAGGAAAUCCUCUUACAGAUGAACAGUUUGAGCAUGUACUACUUCUACGCUACAACAGCAAAAUCAUCUCUGCUUUGGAAUAAAUCAUGAGGUAACAUUGCUGAGGUUUGUUGUAAAAUAGCUUCUUUUUACAUGAUUUUUUGUACAGUAUAGGUUAUACGCUCUGUCCUUUUUAAUUUUUUUCCCAUCAAUAUAUUAGGUUCACACACAAGCAUUUGCCACCAAAAAACAAAACAAAAUUUUGAAAAUGUUUAUUUCUUAGUAAACGUGUAAACAAAGUUUGGACUAGUCUAGAACUGUUUAUAGAAUGUGUUAGUCAUUGCAUAAUGUAGAUGCAUACAAAUAUUUGUGUCAUGUUUAGAGCUGUAUUAUUAUGCAUAUAAAUGCGCAACUAAUCACACAAAAGGUGCCAGAUUACUUGGCACUAGUACACACAACGCUUGGUGGAAGGAAUGUUUAAUCUGAUUAUCAUUACUAAUAAAAUUAUUUUCUGAA
Danio aesculapii is the source of this 2783-nucleotide messenger RNA. RefSeq lists its product as uncharacterized. The record is from RefSeq and is a predicted model, not a curated record. The transcript has 3 exons. Gene Ontology annotation, molecular function: DNA binding. Lineage: Eukaryota; Metazoa; Chordata; Actinopteri; Cypriniformes; Danionidae. The coding region runs from base 218 to 2371 and encodes 717 amino acids.